Nerophis lumbriciformis (worm pipefish) is the source of this 990-nucleotide messenger RNA. The record is from RefSeq and is a predicted model, not a curated record. NCBI's taxonomy places the organism in Eukaryota, Metazoa, Chordata, Actinopteri, Syngnathiformes, Syngnathidae.
AUGUCGCUGUCGGGGGGUCACCUGCUCGUCAAACUUGCCAAGCACGCCGUCGGCAGGGCGCACGUCCAGCUCAACCGCUGGCUGCACAGGAACGCCGCCGAAGAGUGCGACAAGAUGGACCUGCUGGCCGACGGGGACCUCGAGGCGGUGGCAGUGGGCGAGGACCCCCUGCCCUCUUGCCCGCCCACCCCCUUCUGCCUGAAGAGCGCCUUGCUGGCGUGCGUCCUCACCUGUCUGUGCUUCUCCUCGGUGGCGCUGGUCCGUCAGCACCUUAAAGACCUCCUGCUCUGGGUGGAGGGUCUGGACAGCCUGGCCGGGGCACUGCUCUUCGUGGUGGGCUUCAUCGGCGUGUCCUUCCCUUGCGUCUGGGGCUACAUCGUGCUCAACGUGGCGGCCGGGUACCUGUACGGCUUCGUGCUGGGCGUGGGGCUGGUGGCGGUGGGCGUGCUGAUCGGGACCUUCUUGGCUCACCUGGCGUGCAAGCGGCUGUUGACGGACUGGGUGCUGCGUAAGGUGGGCGGCAGCGAACGGCUCAGCGCCGUCAUACGGGUGGUGGAGGGCGGCAGCGGACUAAAAGUUGUGGCCUUAGCGAGACUCACCCCCAUUCCCUUUGGGCUACAAAAUGCAAUUUUCUCUAUCACAGACGUGUCCUUGCCAAACUACCUGGUAGCGUCCUCGGUGGGUCUGCUGCCCACCCAACUGCUCAACUCCUACCUGGGCAGCACGCUGCGCACCAUGGAGGAUGUCAUCGCCGAGCAGAGUGUUAGCGGAUACUUCGUUUUCGGGCUGCAGAUCGUGAUUAGCAUCGGCCUGAUGUUCUACGUAGUGCACCGCGCGCAAGUGGAGCUCAACGCCGCCAUCUCCGCCUGCCAGAUGGAGUUCCGAUCUUCCUCGCACGUGAACGGCUCGUGCGCGUCGUCCUCCGCCAACCACGCGGGAUUCUCGUACUGCGGGAAACGGAUGGCGGCCGCCAUUGUCAACGUGGUUUGA